UCUGUCAAACAUAUUAAAAAUAAAAUCUCUGAAAUUGCAGAAUAUAUAGCACUUUUACUAAAUAUUUGGUCAACUCACCCUUUUCUCGGAAUAACUUGUCAUUGGCUUACUUAUGAUUUUAAUUUAAUCGAAGUUGUUCUUGACAUUACAAAAUUUUUAGAAGCAUAUGUCAAAUCAGAAAUUUUUGAAAAACUCCAUCUUCAACUAUCAAAAUUUGGGCUAACUCAUAAAAAUAUUGCUAGUAUUACUACUGAUAAAGAUAAUUUAAAAGAAGGUUUAUCAAAAAUUGAAACUAUUUCAUACUCGACUCAUAUACUAAAACUCAGUAUUGAUUUGGGACUAUCUCAUGUCAAUAAUAUUAUUUUAAAAUCAAAAAAGUUAAUUUGUUUUUUAAGUAAUGAUUCUAAUCGUCAAAAAUUAAAGGACAUACAAAAGCAGUUAAAUCCAAGUAUUGAUGAGCUGUUGGACGUGAUUGAAGAUAUUGAGAGUUCUUGCUAUCAUGAUACCAAUUGUCUGAUAGCACUAAAACCUUAUAUUAAUCAACUGCAUAGCGAUAGUCUUGAUAAUAAU
This is a messenger RNA of Racocetra persica, 570 nucleotides long. The record is from the annotation of a GenBank genome assembly. NCBI's taxonomy places the organism in Eukaryota, Fungi, Glomeromycota, Glomeromycetes, Diversisporales, Gigasporaceae.